CUCUUCCCAUGAUUCUUCCUUCUGUCUUCGAUUGUAUCGAUCGCAUUCAAUCGGGUCCAUCUUCCUCAGUUGCUCGCUUCGCUCAUCGACUUCGCGUUUCCACUUGGAAGCAAGAAGAACCCAGAUACUGAAUUACUGAUAUUUGACAAAAGAAGAGUUGGGAUUACUUUAUUCUGGCAAUGGCUCAGUACGAUGAAUCCAUCAGGGGUCAGAUCCAAGCGCUUCUGCGGGUUAUGAAUUUAACUCGAUGUGUUAAUGAAGACAAGGUUCUGUGCAAAAUCGAAGAGGAUCUGUUCUUGGGAUCUGUUGGCGCUGCGAAUAACAAAGAUGAUCUUAAACGCCUUAAUGUGACGCACAUAUUAACCGUGGCUAGUACGUUGAAACCUGCAUAUCCAGACGAUUUCGUGUAUAAAGUCAUUGCAGUCGGGGAUAGGGAAGACACAAACAUAAGAGAACACUUUGAUGAGUGCUUUGAAUUUAUUGACGAAGCCAAGAGAUUGGGUGGAGGUGUGCUGGUUCAUUGCUUCGUUGGGAAAUCCAGAAGUGUUACAAUCGUUGUUGCUUAUCUCAUGAAAAAGCAUGGCAUGAGCCUUUCUCAAGCUUUGGAACAUGUGAAGAGCAGACGGCGACAAGCAUCUCCUAAUUCUGGUUUCAUUUCACAACUGCAGGAGUAUGAGAAAUUUCUGCAAGUUUUGGCACUUACUUGAAAGUCAUAUGCAGAUUCAUGACAAAAGGUGUAUGAGCAAGCACAUAGAGGUGAGGAGAAUGGGAUGAAUACAGAGACAUUUCUGCGCAGUCUUGCCGCACCUAUCCUGCAAUUUGUUUUGGUAUUGAACUUCAUAUCAAAUAAGCAUCUUGUAAAUAGAGAACUUGAAAUGCAGAUCACAUUAGUGUGAAUAUUAAAGAUACUGGUAGAAGAGUUAAAUCAGGUUUAUGACAACGCCGAAGAAAAGUAGGCUGGAAAGAUCAAUUUUUUUUGCUUUUAGGUGUAAUGCAGGGGAACUCUUGAAAGAUCGUCGAACUAAGAAGCUUGAAUCUGUCCUGACAGUCGAUUUCUGCAUGAUCCACCUUUAAGGUUACUUUUUUUAUUUUGCCAAUUUGUGAAGGACAAGGUAUUCGCGAAAUAUGUAAGUUAUACUCUUGAUAGUCUCUAGCCUGAAUUGAGACUGCAAAUUUCAGGCCUU
Molecule: messenger RNA, 1184 nt
Organism: Syzygium oleosum
Lineage: Eukaryota; Viridiplantae; Streptophyta; Magnoliopsida; Myrtales; Myrtaceae
Product: dual specificity protein phosphatase 1-like
Exons: 7
Coding region: 180-707 (175 amino acids)
Biological process (GO): negative regulation of MAPK cascade; protein dephosphorylation
Cellular component (GO): cytoplasm
Molecular function (GO): protein tyrosine/threonine phosphatase activity; MAP kinase tyrosine/serine/threonine phosphatase activity
Source: RefSeq, a predicted model, not a curated record